CUAAAAAUCCAGGGGAAAAAAAGCGGGUUUUCUUUGUAUCCGUGGUAUUAAAGGUACUUGGUUCUGUGUAUGUGUUCAUAUUUACGGCGUCAUACGGCACGGCGUCGCUCGCUGUUGUUAGCUUCGUGGAAGAUGUACCCCGUACUUGGACAGGACCACCUCGCGACGUUUAACCCCUAAUGCCAUCGAAUAUUUCUCAGUAUUUCGACUUUAAAUUCCUCCUUUACGUUGCUGCUACCUGUUGUGAGUUAACGCCACGUCAGAUAAGGUGUUUUGAACACUUUUGGGGUCAUUUCCCUAAAUGUUUUUGGGGAUUAGCGUGGCCGCGUAAGGCUCAAAACAAAUUUAUUAGUUCAAUCGUUUUUUGUUUUUGUCGUGUGUGAGAUGUGAGCCAACAUGUCGUCUUAUACACAGAAAGCAAUACUUUGGCUCUCAGCCUCAGGGGAGGUGUUUGUUUACCACCUUACCGCAUAGCCACAAUACUUCUGGUAUUGUGUCACACAAACAAACUCACUGUAUGACUCUAUGCACUGAUCAGCGAAUAUUACAUGUGUGGUGAAGCUGGAGCUCCUCAGACGGCCCGCCAUGAAGAGAAGUCGGCACCCCAGCAGCAGCGACGAGUCCGACAACGCCAGCAAUUCCACCUGCUGGUCCCAGACUUCAUCGCAGGCCAGGAGAGGACGCAGACAGAAACCGUCUGAGGUCUUCAGGACGGACCUGAUCACCGCCAUGAAGGUGCACGACUCGCACCAGCUCAACGCGGAGGAUUACUACGUCCUGGCCGAUCCGUGGAGGCAGGAGUGGGAAAAGGGCGUGCAGGUGCCCGUCAGCCCGCAGUCCAUCCCGGAGCCCGCGGCCCGGGCGCUGAGCGACAAGAGCAAGGAAGUCAUGUUCGUCAGGCCCAAGAAGCUGAUCCGCACGUCGGCCGCCCAGGCCCUCGGCUACGUGGACAUCCGGACUCUGGCCGAGGGCACCUGUCGCUACGACCUCAACGAGGAAGACGUCACCUGGCUGCGGGUCGUCAACGAGGAGUUUGCCAAGUUGGCCCUGCCGCCACUGGACGAGUUCGCCAUGGAGCGCGCCUUGGAGGAGUUUGAGCGCCGUUGUCACGACAACAUGACGCACGCCACCGAGACACAGGAGGGCCUGGGCAUCGAGUACGACGAGGACGUGGUGUGCGACGUGUGCCAGUCGCCCGACGGGGAGGACAACAACGAGAUGGUGUUCUGCGACAAGUGCAACAUCUGCGUGCACCAGGCAUGUUACGGCAUACAAAAAGUGCCAAAGGGCAGCUGGUUGUGUCGGAUCUGCGCCCUGGGCAUCGUGCCAAAGUGCCAGUUGUGCCCGAAGAAGGGCGGUGCCAUGAAGCCCACCCGCAGUGGGACCAAGUGGGUCCACGUCAGCUGUGCCUUGUGGAUCCCAGAGGUGAGCAUCGGGAACCCCGAGAAGAUGGAGCCCAUCACCAACGUGUCGCACAUUCCCAGCAACAGGUGGGCGCUCAACUGCUGCCUGUGUAAAGAAAAGAUGGGAGCCUGCAUCCAGUGCUCCGCCAAAAACUGCCGCAUUGCCUUCCACGUGACUUGCGGCCUCCACUCCGGCCUGGAGAUGACCACCAUCCUCACCCAGGACGACGAAGUCAAGUUCAAGUCCUACUGCCCCAAGCACUCUGGCCUUGAGGGCAUUGACUCUGGGGAGCGGGACUCCAGCGCUGAGGUAGAAAAUGAGGAAAGCCUCGGGAGCAAGAAGGGCAAACGGAGAGGAAGGGUUAGAGGGGACAAGGAAGAGGACACGGCCGCCCCCGGCCACAUCCCCCUUGCCUCGUCGUCCCCCUCGUCGUUGCAGUCGUCCCUGUGUCUUGUUCGUCAACGUGACCCGCAGGAAAAGCGCGUCAACGUCCGCAAGAUGAAACUGCAAGAGAUGGAGGAGGUCUUCUACCAGUUCGUGGACGUCGAGGAAGUGGGCCGUCACCUCAGGAUGGCGCCCGAGACAGUCGACUUCCUGUACCAGUACUGGAAGCUGAAGCGCAAAGCCAACUUCAACCAGCCGCUGCUCACGCCCAAGAAGGACGAGGAGGACAGCCUGGCCAGACGUGAGCACGAGGUGUUGCUGAGACGCCUGCAGCUCUUCACGCACCUCCGCCAAGACCUGGAGAGGGUCCGCAACCUGACCUACAUGGUGACCCGGCGGGAGAAGAUGAAACGUUCCAUGUGGCGAGUUCAGGAGCAGAUCUUCCAGCACCAAGUCCAGCUCAUAGACCAAGAGCUCCUCAGCAGUAAUCCGUCAGAGCAGGAUCUGCAGAGUCACUUCUCUAUCCUGGGCCUGAGCACUCAGCGGUCCCAAACUCGGACCCCGUGGAACCACUCGGAACACAAGACCAAACGACGAUCCAAGCAGGACAAGGGGAAAUGGCGUGAAAGGAAAGGACGCUCUGACUCGCCGCCGGUAUCGAAGGACGACUCCAGAACCCCUGAGGCCAAACCCUUGCAGGUCAAUGAGUUGGAUCAGGACUCCAGGCCCCCAAACCACCCUAACGACAACCUUGUUCUUCGGCCCAUGAAGUCCCCGAAGCAGGAGGUGACCGCUCAGGAAAGCGUUAGUGUGAAACUGCACAGAAAAAACGUUCGGAUCGAGGCCCUGGUGCCUGAACAGCUGCGAGAAAAACAGUCUGAGCAUGACGACCGGAAGCGGAAGCGUUGGACUGAAGUUUCAGAGGUCUCCGCCGCAGCCCUGAAGGGCCGCUUCGGCUCCAAGGGUCUGGACAGAACCAUUUCCAUCCGACUGGUAGAUAUUAGAUCAUCGGACGCUGGAGAAAGCAGAAAAAGGUCUGGGAAUUCUGACGUCAUCAACCACAGUAAGCUAAAGGACGCCCCUUUGGAUGUCCCCCGGGUGUCCAAUGGGUCCUUGAAAGGCUGGGGGAAGUUCCGGAUCCCCAAGCGCAGCGAGAAGAACGAGCCGGAACAAAGCAAACUCUUGCUGCGGCCGCUCACCAACACGCCUCCGCCCGGGCCCCAGCACCCUCGGACCCGCCUUCGUACGGGGGCCGAGAACGAGGGCGGCGGCGGCGGCUCCCCCGAGGCGCCGGAGCCCUGCUUGAAACGAUGCCACUCGCACCAGCUGAGGGGCGACGCCUCCCUCAGCCGACGCUACGGCUCCGACAUCAUCCGGCGCGGCGUCCUGGCGUCCUGACCGGGCGGGCUGGCUGGCCGGGGAAUGAAUCAAUGAUUGAUUGAAUGAUUGAAUGAAUGAACGGACGAACGAAUGAACUCUUAACCUUUUUAAUUUUCUGAAAACUAGAGCUGAUAUUUAUUUUUUACAUGUAACAUAAACUGGUAAAUAUUAGACUAAUUGGAGACACUUUUGAUGUUGCCCCGCGAGGCACCGCAAGCUGUCAUGAAUUAUGAUUUUUUUUUUUGUCAAAGGGUGGAACAUUUCCAGGAAAAUGUUGAAAAGUUUCGGAAUAAUGGGAAGUUAAAAUCGGAAACAUUCAUGUCCAAAAAUCCUGUAUUACCGUAAUUAUUGGAAGUCGCUGGUAAUUUCAAAUUUGCAGCCAAACAAAAAAAAAAUGGACCGGGCAAAGAGUCGGAACCUCUUUCAACUCGAGUGAGGAUGAGCGGCUUGGAAAUUGGACGGAUGAGUUUUACUCCAGCUUUUCAAAUUUCCGCGGGAAGUUUCCGACCCUCGUCGAAAGUACGUGUUGGUGUUUUUGCGCGGCGCAGGAAGUAACGGCGGCCCUUUUGGGACAAGUUUGAUUUUGUCCCGUUAGCGUCCGUGCCGCGUGCCUCACUUGGUUCAAUCGUUUGCACUACGAUGGGCUGGCCAGUUAUUUUUACACCAGACAAAAAUAUUUUCUAUCUUCGGCCGCUGCUGUACUGCUGUUAUGCAAAACUCGCUCUUGUUUUGUCUUUUGUCUGAAAAGACAAAUAAAAGAACAAAAACUCGA
This is a messenger RNA of Syngnathoides biaculeatus (alligator pipefish), 3940 nucleotides long. RefSeq names its product jade family PHD finger 1 (gene jade1). Bases 586 to 3186 code for a protein of 866 amino acids. The transcript has 10 exons. The record is from RefSeq and is a predicted model, not a curated record. Gene Ontology annotation, biological process: regulation of transcription by RNA polymerase II. Gene Ontology annotation, cellular component: histone acetyltransferase complex. Lineage: Eukaryota; Metazoa; Chordata; Actinopteri; Syngnathiformes; Syngnathidae.